UAUAUAUAUAGCCGCUAUAAAAUAAAAUAACGUAUAAACCGAUUUGGUACGGUUCGCGGCUUUAAAUCGAGCAGGCGUUUAGCUCGUAAAGAGCGUUUAAAAGUGCGGCGACGUACUAAAACCGAGAGAGAGAGAAUCAGAGAAUAAAGAGAGGAGAAAAAUGGGGAAGAAAGCGAAAGCUAGGCCGAAAACUAAGAAAGCAACGACGUGCGAAAAAUUGAAAACUCGGAUUCAGAAGACGGAGCAAACGAUUCUUUGUAGAAUACAACAAGUAGUGGAGCAGGAGGAGGAAUCUUGCGAUAAAAGUCGUGAUUCGAGUGACUCGGAUCGCAUGCUGCUUCGCGGUACAAGAAAUACCUCAAAAAAAUCAUCCUCGCCGAAGAGAGAUCCCACAUUUUUCCAUGCAAACGUUCUCAACGAAGACGCUAUGCGCGUCAACUACAGGUGCUAUUGUCAACAUUUUUUACACGUACCACGUAAUUUGCCUCGACCGUUCAGCAACGGGACAUCUACCUUAGAGCGAUGCAAUGAGGAGUUGAGUUUCGUUCAGGCUAUUGUCUGGUUGAAAUCUGCCAUCGUCUGUGCCUCUCAAAUUCCAGCCGAGCACGUGCAACAGAUAUUUGACAGACAGUGGGAUGCACGCGGUAAUCGUCACCGCGAAGAUGAGCGUACUGAUGUUGAAGAACAAUCAACAUCUCCCGUAUCUGACGGAACAAACCUGAGGGAUACUUUCGCAACGUCAACUCCUCUCAAUAUUUCCAACGUAUGCGUUUAUACUCCUCAAAGAGCUGUCUUUAACUCUAGAUUUGAAAAUACACCGGAAAAUAAGCUAUCUUGGACACAAUGGACACACGCAAGUUCCAACACGUAUCGCAUCACGAGAGAAAAGGAAAAAGAAGUAAGAUCCUACAUAAUUCCAGAAACGGAUGUGGAAUCGAUCGUAAGUGAAGAGGAAGAGGAGGAUGAAGAAGAUUUUGAUAUGACUAAUUAUGGCAUACCUGAGCAUCAGUGCUUUGAAUUUGAAAACGAUGUAGGAUGCUCAGUGCAGAGAGGAUCGACAAGUGGUAUUGAGCAGAUGAACAAGAUUUUCCAAAAGAACCACGCUGACGUUCCGAGUGAAUGUAAAUUUAUUUUACCAGCGAGAAACCUGCAAUCUAUCGACCCAAUAUUUGAUUUGGAAAAUAAUUUUAAUAGAGAGUGCUUCAUCUCAACGAGAAACGAAAAUUAUUUAGUUGAUAAGGUGCCAGAAUCUGACGGCAGUCCGAAAAGCUUGGUUAUAACUGAAAAAGCCGUGUCUCAAAUGUCAAAUGUUAACCCUGACAAAUAUUUCGACAUUCUACUCGAUAGCACUGGUAAUAGUCCCGCCUUGCGGAUGAGCAAUACCAUCGCUGAAUAUCCAAACGAGGACAGUGCGUACAGUACGUCACGUUACGAUAUAUUUAAUUACGAUGGCGCGGUAGAAGCGAGAUCUAUUGCCGGUAAUAAACGUUUAUCGGACUCCGAAUAUUAUUCUAAAUUGCAACCAUGCAAAAAAAAGACAAUUACAUACGAGACAGGGAAGAUCUCCUCUUCGAUUGACGGGAUGUCGACAUCCAGCAAUGGCAGUCUUGAAAGUUUCGUAAGUGCAAAAGACAUUUUUCAAAUAUCAGAUGGUUAUAAUGAUGAGGAUUCCGACGUUCAGAUCGUCAAUUACGAUGAGCAGAUAAACGAUAGCACCUCUGGAAUUUUGGAACAUGAUGCUGCAGUGGCAGCCGCGGAGUCUAUCGACGAUAAAUGCACACCGAACAUCGAGCAUCGUUACGAACCACAUCCUGCUCGCAACGAAAAGACACGUACAUCCGAGAAAACGACGGCUUCUGCUUCCAUAAUACAAGGAGCUGUAAUACCGGAUACUAAUAUCGGACAUCGUUACAAUUUGCGACCUCGUAAUAACAAAAAGAUUAGCUUCAAGAAAGAGGCCCAUUCUUCUAUAAUAGGGAAAUCGGGACGAGCACGGGAUCUAUUAGAGAAAGAAAACGAAAAUGAAGACAAAAUUAUUUCUGCCGACUGGUUGAAUUUGACUCUAGAGUCGCUACGUAUAGACCGUGUAAUCACCGAGUCGACUAAAGUGAUUCUCUCGACGCUUUGCGAUAAGAAAACGAUGGAGGAAUACGUGAUGAAGAAACGGCAGAGGAAUAUUUAUUGGAAAGAUAGUUUGGAAGAGGAAGCUGUGAACACGGUACUGAAUAUAUCUGAUAUUUUUACAAAAGAGAAGAAGCCCAACAUAUGCAUAAAAGUAAUCGUGACAGCAAUAGUCAAAACUCUGAAUGAGAUAAUGCGUGAAAACCAGACAAGUUUUACCGAGACAUCCAUAUGGAUAUAUCGUGUACAAAUAAUCCUGGAGUUUUGUAACUCAUUGCCGAUAUGCGUCAAGGUAAUCGAUUACUUGGUGACGAAAUUAAAAUCGCUUCAGUCUGUGCUGACCAAAAAUGAGGGGAAAAUUCGGAAAAACACCCAUGUCGUGAUAAAUCACGUGCAUUUGGUAUUUUACGCGUUAAACAUCGCUUUUGGAAAAUAUCGUACAAUUAUACCGAGCGACCAAAGAUCUCGAUUUGUGGAAAAAAUUAUACCUCAUGUCGCGGAUCUUUGGAAAUUACGAUACAUUGACAAGGAACUUGAAUAUAUAGGUUUAGACUUGGAUACUGCGGAGAAGCGAUGGUUAAAUGCUUUGGAAAAUAGUGCGGUAGUUUUCACGAAGCAUUAUUUUGUACAAUUCGCCGAAAAGUCACUUUCGCUAGUCCGUCGUGCUAAUCUCGCAAUCUAA
Messenger RNA from Temnothorax curvispinosus, 2803 nucleotides. RefSeq lists its product as uncharacterized. Bases 161 to 2803 code for a protein of 880 amino acids. The record is from RefSeq and is a predicted model, not a curated record. Lineage: Eukaryota; Metazoa; Arthropoda; Insecta; Hymenoptera; Formicidae. The transcript has 4 exons.